AAGCGUCGGCUCUCCGUCAACGGAAGUGGCUGUUGGAGGCUCUAAGGUAGCUUUAAAUUCCUCCUGUCUCGGGAGCUCGCUCUUUACAGUUGGAGUCGCGUUUCGUGCCACGGAUGGCGGUGGACGUGAAGUCGCGAGCAAAGCGUUAUGAAAAACUGGACUUCCUCGGGGAGGGACAGUUUGCCACGGUUUACAAGGCCAGAGACAAGAACACCAACCAAAUUGUCGCCAUUAAGAAAUGUUUGUUUUUUUUUCCCCCUCUACCAGAUUAAACUUGGACAUAGAUCAGAAGCUAAAGAUGGUAUAAAUAGAACAGCCUUAAGAGAGAUAAAAUUAUUACAGGAGCUAAGUCAUCCAAAUAUAAUUGGUCUCCUUGAUGCGUUUGGACAUAAAUCUAAUAUUAGCCUUGUCUUUGAUUUUAUGGAAACUGAUCUGGAGGUGAUAAUAAAGGAUAAUAGUCUAGUGCUGACACCAUCACACAUCAAAGCCUACAUGUUGAUGACUCUUCAAGGGUUAGAAUAUUUACAUCAACAUUGGAUUCUACAUCGGGAUCUAAAACCAAAUAACUUGUUGCUGGAUGAAAAUGGAGUUCUAAAACUGGCAGAUUUUGGCCUGGCCAAAUCAUUUGGGAGCCCCAAUAGAGCAUAUACACAUCAGGUUGUAACCAGGUGGUAUCGGGCCCCCGAGUUACUAUUUGGAGCUAGAAUGUAUGGUGUAGGUGUGGACAUGUGGGCUGUCGGCUGUAUAUUGGCAGAGUUGCUUCUAAGGGUUCCUUUUUUGCCAGGAGAUUCAGAUCUUGAUCAACUAACAAGAAUAUUUGAAACUUUGGGCACACCAACUGAGGAACAGUGGCCUGACAUGUGUAGUCUUCCAGAUUUCGUGACAUUUAAGAGUUUUCCUGGAAUCCCGUUACAACACAUCUUCAUUGCAGCAGGAGACGACUUGUUAGAUCUCAUACAAGGCUUAUUUUUAUUUAACCCAUGUACUCGAAUUACAGCCACACAGGCAUUGAAAACUAAGUAUUUCAGUAAUCGGCCAGGGCCAACACCUGGAUGUCAGCUGCCAAGACCAAACUGUCCACUGGAAACUUUAAAGGAACAGUCAAAUCCAGCUGUAGCAACAAAACGGAAGCGAACACAGGCCUUGGAACAAGUGGGGGAAGUUUUACAACAUGGAUUACAAAAGAUUCAGCCAGAUAAAAGCUGUGCCACCAUGUAGGCAUGGAGUCACCCCUGGACUCCCAACCAUUUUGGAGUUGUAAUAUUCUAUCACAAUGUGAUUCUGAAUUUUGUUCUUUCCUUAAUAAAUGGCAUAAUUGAUUUUGGGUUAUGAUAAAUUAUGAUUCAUUUUUUGAGGGGCACCUGGCUGGCUCAGUCAAUGGAGUAUGCAACGCUUGAUUGCAGGGUUAGGAGUUCAAGCCCCACAUUGGGUAUAAAAGUUACUUUUUAAAAAGAUUAAUUUUUAGAGGGAGGAUUUCAUGACAUUCCUAAAAUAACCAGAAGCAUACAUGUUCUGCCUGGAAUACUCCUUCCCCAGAUAAGUACCAGGCUUGGGCAUCAGUUCACUCCAGUGUUCAAAAGCCACCUCCUUAGAGAGGUGACCCUGGCCUGACCCUUGCCUGAAAUAGCAUGCCCCGACCCCUCCAGAUACUCACUAUGCCUGCACUUAACUACUGGGAGAUUUAUUUUUUCUCUCCUCUACUAGAAUGUGAACUGUCACAUGGAGACUAUUUUGUUCACUAAUGUUGUUCCCAGAGCUUAGAACUGCCCCUGGCACCUAACAGGUGCCAAAUAAAUACUUGAAUAAGAAAAAAAUACUUGAAUAAGAAAAAAAAAAAAAAAGAUAACGCACACCACUAAAUCACACACCCACAAAAGCAAGGUAGGUAAUCACUGAUAUCACUAACAUAUCUGUAUUAAUGCAGAAUAACUACUGUAGUUCACAAUUUGUGCAAUACUUGGAAAUGAAAACAUGAGUUACUUUUGUACUAUCACCUAUCCCAAGAGGUGAAUAAAGAUGAAUUCUCAAAAUCCA
This is a messenger RNA of Leopardus geoffroyi (Geoffroy's cat), 2034 nucleotides long. It is a transcript of the gene CDK7, whose product is annotated as cyclin dependent kinase 7. Gene Ontology annotation, cellular component: cytoplasm; nucleus; transcription factor TFIIK complex. The transcript has 12 exons. Gene Ontology annotation, molecular function: cyclin-dependent protein serine/threonine kinase activity; ATP binding; RNA polymerase II CTD heptapeptide repeat kinase activity. The record is from RefSeq and is a predicted model, not a curated record. Bases 148 to 1218 code for a protein of 356 amino acids. Gene Ontology annotation, biological process: protein phosphorylation; positive regulation of transcription by RNA polymerase II. Lineage: Eukaryota; Metazoa; Chordata; Mammalia; Carnivora; Felidae.